GUCAUGAUGUCUGCUGGUUAUGUCUGCAAGAUUUAGCUGUUUUUGCCCAAGCAAAUGCAAAGCAUUUCUUGAGAGUGCUUAACCAACUUUUUAACAACUCUAAUGGAACACAGUGAGCAGACUUGCCAAUUUUCAGGUAACAUAUCUAAGUCAGAACUCUUGGCAGAAGGGUAAUGCAUUGUUUACGUGAAUAUAAUCAUCUGAUUGUUCCAUGACUUUAUGGGAUUAAACAGCAUGAAAUGCUGUCCUUCAUUAGGAUCCCUUUGGGUUUUCUAGAAGAAUAAGCUGUUUGUUUUUCUUAACUGCUCCCUCUUGUCCUGUGGUUUGAACAGUAGUUAACAUAUUCUGUUCCAUUCAUGCCAUUAUCUUUCAUUGAAGCUUUUUGUUUGCUUGCAACAUAAAAACUAGAAGCCAGAGACAUCUGCAUGACUUCAUGAUUUUGUUGUGGGAUUGUUUUCAGGUUCAAGUGAUGGUUUGGUGCUAGAAAGAAAUAUGGCUGUGACAGCUUAAAUUAUUUUCCCUUUAUAACUUUAAUAAAGAAUAAGGAAAUGCUUUUGGUAAUUUGUGUGUCAUAGAAAUUAUAUUAUAAUGCACUUUCUAAUCUCCAAAAUUGGACCAGAGCUUGUCAAGGGAUGUUGGUAAUCUGCUAAUAAAUUAAUAUAUAAAAAGUCAACAUCAGGAGCUGUUCAAAAUGAACUUGUGGCCGUACUACAAUAAACAUAAUACAACUAGGGUUUGUAACAAAGCUAGGAGGGGGGUGGGGUAGGACUUACAUUCUCCAUAUCCUUCCCUAAGCACCCUCCCCUCCCCUUGCACCUUUGCUAAUUUAAUAAAAUACUAAAUUUGCAUUUCUGAUUUUAUCUGGGAAUGGUAAGGUUCUUUUAAGCAAUUACAGGUUCAUAUUCAGCCACCUCUUCUUUUUGGACCGCAUGUGCAUGCAAGGAAUUCCAGAUCUAGCUGCCGUUAUUUUAGCAUUGAAAUUGUUUACUCUCUACUCUGGCAAAGACAUGUUUUAUGAAAUGUAAACUUAAUUUGCUCUGAGUCAGGAAACCUUGAAACAAGAUCUGUCCUUGUUUUCAUUAUCAUUUUUUCUUUAAGGUGUGUGUCACAGUUGCAAGAAGCCAAUCAACGGCUGUGAAUCAGCUUGCCAUGCAAUGGAAAACCUUUACCAUGUUCAUUGCUUUUUAUGCUGCAGCUGUGGUAAGAACAGUCCGUCUGCAUAGUAGACGCUUGGAGGCGAUAUGCAAGAAAAAAUGGGGCACAGGACAGAGACACAAGAGGGGAGACGGAGCCCUCUACCCUUGUGUGUCUCACUCGUGUGCCCUGUACUUUCAAGCCCCUGCUGCGCAGGCUAUGAUAAGAAGUGAAUAGAAACGUACCUAAAAAUAAAAAUUAUGCAAAUAAAUAGUUAAUUAUUAUCCCCUCCCACAAGCAGCUUUUUAGGAAUAGUGAUAAAUUUCAGAGCCGUCAUUAAGGGCUUAACCCAUAACACCUGUUAUCGCUGAGCUCACUUGGUGUUAUAGGUAAUCAAAGUGGAAACUGAAAAGCUAACAGAGACACUAAAUUCUUUGUAAGAUGUUACAGCUGCUUCAAGACUUAAUGACAGCCCUGUAAACAACACUGCAGACAUCUUUUUGACAACAGUUUUAAUUAGUGGUGUGAAUAAAAUGUUAUUACUCAUUAAAUUCAUAUUUAUCUAUCAACUUCCUCAGGGAAUCAGCUAAUUGGUCAGGCAUUUUAUAAUGUUAAUGGAAAAAUCUACUGUGAACCUGAUUACAAGGUAUUUGUUUUCUAUUAUUAUUGUCUCAAGUUGCACUGCCUAAAGACACAAGUCUGUGUUCUAUGAAAAAUUGAGGGGAGCCUAGUUCUCUGAACCUGUGAAAUACAGGGUGCCCAGCAUAAUAUUUUUUUUAUGAAAAAAACUAAGAUUUUCUAGUCACCCAGAAGCAAAAAUAAGGCACCAGGGGUGACCGGGAACUGCAAGAGCACAGCCCUGUGACACUUUGUACAAGACAGAGUUGAACCUUUCCACAAUGGCCACCUUGGGGACAGAAGAAAGUGGCUGCUGUAAAGAGGUGGCCAUUGUAGAGAGGUAUUGAAACAAGAGUCAAUGUGUGGACUAGCCUGCGAAAACAUGUUUCUCUUCGCUCUUUGCCGCUGGGGAUGAUGUGUGUGGAGGAACGUCUGCGACUCAGCGACAGAAAUUCCAUACUGAUGACGCAAAUCAAUGUUUACAUAAUAAAUCCGGUAGUCAUGGGGUUCCAAAUAUAAAUUUGUCUAAUUUUACAUGUCUUCUUGUCGAUUUUGGUAACGUGUUGUGCUCAUCUGCCAACGAGCUCCAGCAAAAUUCAAAUGCUUCUUCUAGAGAAGACUAUAUUCCACAAAUAUUGACUGUUUUGUUGGAGAUUCUUCGCGUUUACCUUUGACCUUUGUGGCCUUUUGUCUUUUGUCUGUCAUUUGUAAACAAUAGCUAAAACAAUGAAACUACUCCGUCGACCAAUCAGCCCUUCUGACCAGAUCCUGGACAGAUUUUACGUCAUCAGUAUGGAAUUUCUGUUGCUGAGUCACAGACGUUCCUCCGUGCGAAACGUCCCCAGCGGCAAAGAGAGAGGAGAAACGGAUGUUUUCGCAGGCUAUGUAUAGACUUUCCACCAAAAAAGUGGCCAUUGUGGAGAGGUGAUUGUUAAUGGAGGUUUGACUGUACCCUACAGAAAAUUAAUUCAGAUUUUUGUUCAAACUUUGUGACAAGUUGAAUUUUGACAUGCUAAUUGCAGUUCAUUUGGUAAUAUCUGCAGUAAGCCUUGAAGAGCGACAAUUAUUUUUCCUUAUUUUUGCAGAAGCUGGGUCUUUCAAUGAAAUACUGUCAUUCUUGUGGAAAGGCAAUUAAGCUUAAGGCAAGUUAAAUAAAUUAUAUAAUUAUUAUAAAUUCUUUUAAUAUAAAAUAAAAUUUAAAAAAAAGUUACAUAAAUAAUUUAUUACUGUAUCAAAGUGAAAAGAAAAAGUUGAGAAUAUGUGAGAGUAAGCAAGUAGGGACAAUAUUAUUGUCACAUAGUGUCAUGAAAUUGAGAAUUUUCAAAUUUUAUAAACACACAGAUUAUCCAAGCACUGGGAAGAUGUUACCAUCCUUCAUGUUUCAGAUGUUCAGUUUGUCAAAUAGAAUUAGAUGGCAUCCCCUUUACUUGGGAUCAAGAAAGUCGAAUAUACUGUGUUCCUGACUACCAAAGGUAAAUUGAAAAUUCUGAAGCAAAAUUACUCCACUUCUUUAAAAGCACUGAAAAUGAACACAGUUAUUCUUUUACUGUUCUAGAAAAUUUUGUCCAACCUGUGCUGUGUGCAAGCAACUCAUUGCCCCUGCGAAGGUGAGCUGUUGUGCAUCAGUUUUGGGCUAUCCUAUUUUGAGCUGUUUUGUGUUCAGAAUAACAUCACAGCUGCUUGCCUAAUAUCUUGCAGAACAAAGAGGAGAUUCUUAGAGUGGUAUCAAUGGGGAAAGAUUUCCACAUUGACUGCUUUAGAUGUGAGGUUAGUAGUUGAAGCAUUUCAUGACAAGGAGAGGCAAGAAUCAGAGCUAAAAUGCUUUAAUAAUAAAAUUACCAGAUUUCAAUAUUGUACACUCGGUGAUGGUGGAUUUCAUACUGCUUUGAUCUUUUCAAAAACAGCAGGUUUUUGUGCAAACUGUGAUGUCAUAAGAUUCUUUGUAUUAAGUAGGUCUUCCUAUAUAUUUGUGAAGCAGAAAGAUCAUUAUAUGCACCGAAGGAGAGAGUUACAUAGUCUUUGAGUGAAUUUUUGUGCCAUGUGUCACUGACUUAGUCUUUUACAUUUUUUACUCUCUAUGUCUGCUGGGGCACCUUAUGCUACCUUACAAAAAUCCAUCUAAUCCACCUCUGUAAUAAAUACUGUCAAUGAGUAAAAAAAGUUUAUUUCCAUAUUUUUCAGGAGUGUGGACUUCAGUUGUCAAGCAAGCAGCAGUGUUAUCCUAAAGACCAGCAUCUACUUUGUAGAAAAUGCCAUGUUAAAAAAACUCGCAAGUCAAAAUCACCACAAGAGACCCCAUGUAAUUCACCUUCUGACUCACCAAAUGUCACUCCUCGCUGUCUUCCACGUGCCAGACCUCGCAUUUUACGUGGACGCAAUCAGUGAAAAAAAAAUGUUUGAUAUAAUAUGG
Molecule: messenger RNA, 4162 nt
Organism: Porites evermanni
Lineage: Eukaryota; Metazoa; Cnidaria; Anthozoa; Scleractinia; Poritidae
Source: the annotation of a GenBank genome assembly